This is a messenger RNA of Anisakis simplex (herring worm), 258 nucleotides long. The record is from the annotation of a GenBank genome assembly. NCBI's taxonomy places the organism in Eukaryota, Metazoa, Nematoda, Chromadorea, Rhabditida, Anisakidae.
CAAUGCGGUUUUCGUGAUUCAGUUUUGACUCGUUUGCUGAAAGAUUGUUUGGUUGGGAACGCUCGAACGACGAUGCUAGCGACGGUGUCACCUUCGGCCGAAUUCUCGAACGAAACGCUCUCAACGCUUCGUUUCGCCACUCAGGCUGCAUCCGUCGCACUGAAGCCAAAAGUGAACAUCGACCCUUUCCUUGAACUUGUCAAUAGUAAGUCCAUCUUUUCAAAUUCCUUAUCUGUAAUUUGCAAAAUGAUGGUUUGA